Trichoderma asperellum CBS 433.97 is the source of this 799-nucleotide messenger RNA. Lineage: Eukaryota; Fungi; Ascomycota; Sordariomycetes; Hypocreales; Hypocreaceae. The record is from RefSeq and is a predicted model, not a curated record.
UCUUCAUUCUUUAGAUUUCGAGCUUGAUAAACCUAAUAGCCUUCAGCUUGUGGCUUGUCCAAACCACGUGGAAAGGGCGGCUCUCCCGAGGGCGAUCUCACGAUGGUAUGGCAGCUACCAAUACGAUCCGCUUUGUCAUAUCUCAAUCUCACCCCUCCCCCUCCAGCUUCUCCAAAUUCUCUAAAGCAUCUAGAAGCUAGCAGGGAAACGAGCCCAACAUGUGUUGGCUUUAAGGAUGGAGACCUAAACUCUGUUUCUCAGCUAGAAUUAGUCCGCGGCGUUACACUUAGGCUAACAGCAAACACGCCCGCCGUUUUCGGAGUAAUUGCCCUUAUAAUGAUACCCCAUGUCGUGAAAACAAAAAAAUCAGGGCGGACACCGUUGAUAUGCUGCAGUUUUCUCAGGAUUCAGUGCUUCGUUAGCAGCAAAAGGUGGCUGAAGCAGCUUCGAAAUCCAUUGCAUACUAAGACGGAUAAAGGGCGGCUGAAACAAAAAGAACAUGGUAAGUCAGGCACCAAUAUGUCAGCUAAGAGCUCUGAAAAAGUCCGUAUACGAGCGAGCAAAUGACUCCACGCAACUUCGUUUCUGCAACUCAUACGCCUGCAGGCAAAUGUGUGCUGUCAGUAUGUCCUGCUUCGACUGAGCCAAAGUUAGCCAAGAGCGACUACUCAUUUGAGAGGCCAUGUGAGUAAGAUCUUUUCAGAGCAUAGAUACGAAAUAAUUUGUUAGCAAUGGUAAUCCGUCAUAGCAAGUGAACAUGGUUCUCAGACACGUCAAUGGAUUGCUGAGCUUGUAGUGA